ACCAACUGGCCGUCUCCAACCCGAAUCCCUCCCCUUGGCACCCAGGCUCAUUAGUCAGCUGUUUCUGUCCAGAUUUACAAAAUCCUUCUCACGAAUCAAACCCUACCCUCGCAUUGGCCAAGGCAUCUUCCAGCAAUUCCAGUGUACCUGAUAGGCUGUUGAACAAGUGCUCAUCAGAUUUACCCGCCAGUGUACAACAACUAGAGGGGCCAGUUUCGGUGACUCCAUUCAAUUAUUCUCGUUACCGCGUGAAGGACAUCACCAUUAAUAGUAUCACGGUCAUUCCGCAUCGUAAGGGAAAGCAUUCCCGAACCCGGUCAGUGAGCGAUGUUCAGGUGCACGAUGAUCAGCUGCAACUGUGUUCCGCUCAAGUUCGAUCGGCGGACGUCGAAUACGAUUCUGGUGUGGAUGGCAUAUCGUCCCCUAUACAGCUCUCUUUGAAUAAUGAAAUCACGUACGGGGCCAGGCAAUCUGUGACAGAAAAACUGGACGUAUGCCCGCAAACUGAUCAGUAUGAAGAGUGCCAGUCUCCCUUGGGUACAUGCUCGAGUGUUGAGAUGACAAAUAAUCAUCACGGGAUUUCCGCUAGUCCUGUUGCCAACCGAUCAACUCCCAGCGAAUCUGAUCGUUGUAUUUGUUCCUUCGCUUCGUCUGAAUCAUCAAAGCCACCCACCCGAAGCACUUCUACUAGUCAAUCCAGUCUGUGGCGCACUCCACCAAAGCCGUUCUUUAAAUCCGUUCUACGGGCGAUUCGACAAUUCAGCAUGAUUCAACCGGGUGAUCGAGUAUUAGUUUGCCUUUCCGGAGGCAAAGAUAGUAUGUCCAUGCUUCAUGCAUUACAUCAGUACCAGAUCAUGUUGCAACGCGGCUCGCCCGAAACCACUCCUGCGUCCUUCCAUUUGGGUGCGGUUACUGUGGAUCCGGGCACUUCAGCCUACGAUCCUCGACCUCUUAUACCUUACUUGGCCGAAUUGGGAGUGGAAUAUUACUACGAGAAGCAAGGUCAGUCUUACUCGUAUCCAUUCGUUUUGUUUACGGUUGUCAUGUUUCAUAUCUGCUCGUUCAUCACCCUACGGGUCAGUAAUGCUUAA
Echinostoma caproni is the source of this 1091-nucleotide messenger RNA. The record is from the annotation of a GenBank genome assembly. Lineage: Eukaryota; Metazoa; Platyhelminthes; Trematoda; Plagiorchiida; Echinostomatidae.